Messenger RNA from Adineta steineri, 1659 nucleotides. Lineage: Eukaryota; Metazoa; Rotifera; Eurotatoria; Adinetida; Adinetidae. The record is from the annotation of a GenBank genome assembly.
AUGAAUAAAAUACUUUUAUUUGAUUUAGUUGUGGUUUAUACGUGGUCAUUCGCAGCUGCUACACCAUCAUUUCGUUGUAAAUUACAUGAAAAUGACAAUAUUUAUUCUAUGAAUACAUCAAACAAUUUUCAAUGGAGUCAACCAGAUGAAAUCUAUUGUAAAACAAAUAUGAAAAUAUCAGUAAAGGAAUGUCAACGAUGUUAUAUCAAAACAAAACUCGAUACGAAAAUUAAACCAUGCGAAAAUUUUAUUUUUGAUCAAACAUAUUAUGAUUACACACUUGUUGAAGAAUGGUCAAUGGUAUGUGAUCGAACCGUAUUUCGAUCAGCUGUACAAAAUGUUUUUUUUCUCGGUUAUAUGAUUGGAUCAGUUUUCUUUGGAAUCAUAGCAGAUAGAUAUGGUCGUCGUCCUAUUAUAAGUGCUUGUCUAUUGUUAACGGCAUGUUCAGGAUUUAUUUGCGCAUUUUUCCCACAGAAAACUAUAUUUGGAUUUUGGCCAAGUUACUUAGGAUAUACAUUAGGUCGUUUUAUAUUGGCUUGUGCAACUAGAGGACUUGGCAUUGCUGGAUUUGUAUUAGGCACUGAAUUAGUUGGUCCAAAAAAUAAAUUUUUAGCAGGAAUUAUUCUUCAUUAUUGUUUUCCACUUGGUCAAUUAGUUUUAAGUCUUUUUGCUUAUUAUAUUCGUGAAUGGAGACGUUUAACAUUGGCUUUAUCUCUAUUUACAAUACCAUUUAUAUUUUUACAUUUUGUAAUACCGGAAUCAGCAAGAUGGAUGAUUAGUAAAGGACAAUAUGAAGAAGCAGAAAAACAACUUAGAAAAAUUGCAAAAACAAAUAAGAAACCAUUUAAUGAAGAAGCAUUUCAAAGAAUGAUCGCUGAUCAAGAAAAAAGUAGAACUACUACAACACAACACAUUGGUAUAUUAUCUUUAUUUAAAUCAAAAAUAAUGUUUAUCAUAACUAUGAAUUUGUUUUUUCAAUGGUUUGUACAAAAUUUAUCAUAUUAUGGAGUUUCACAAAGUACUGGAUCGUGGGGUUUCGAUCCAUAUUUAUCAUUUGCAAUCUCGGCUUGUGUAGAAAUUCUUGCUUAUAUAGGUAUACAUUUAACAUUAAAUCGUAUUGGACGAAAAAUUCCAUAUUUUACUGCUGUAUUUUGCUUUUUUAUUAUUGCAAUAUUCACAAUAUUGGUACAAAAUUUUCAAAAUCCACGAAUUUUAACAUUUAUAUUAAAUAUAUUAUCGAAAUUUUUUGUAUCUGCGAGUUAUGGAACUAUUUAUAUUUAUGCAAAUGAAUUAUUUCCUACUCGAGUACGAAGUACAGGAAUGGGAAUGUGUUCAAUGGCUGCACGGGUUGGAGCAAUAGUAGCAACAACAAGUAAUGAUAUGUUGACUCGUCUAUGGAUCAAUCUUCCUACUGUAUUGUUUGGUGGUUUAUCACUUCUAGCAGCUCUCGUCAUUCUUAUAUUGCCAGAAACAUUAAAUAAAACUUUACCACAAACAAUUGAAGAUACAGAACAAAUGGGUUUAGUUUGCAUCCGUGUGCGUGAUGGUCGACACAAGCGAAAAGCAGAACGACAGACUGACAUUACAAAUGAUCAUUAUUCAACUGAAGAUAACCUAUUAAGUGAACAAUUAAAAUCAAUUGAUGAACAUCAGAUCUGA